Messenger RNA from Pectinophora gossypiella (pink bollworm), 4090 nucleotides. RefSeq lists its product as uncharacterized. NCBI's taxonomy places the organism in Eukaryota, Metazoa, Arthropoda, Insecta, Lepidoptera, Gelechiidae. The transcript has 3 exons. The coding region runs from base 51 to 3557 and encodes 1168 amino acids. The record is from RefSeq and is a predicted model, not a curated record.
AGCCUGCCGCGCGGACUCCUCCACACUCACAUGCGAGUAACACACGCGACAUGUACUGUUCGGGGACUUUUACGGUCUUACUGGUACUUGAGCUGGCAAUAGAGACUCAAGUGGACGCGUUCACGAUCCGCCGCGCGCCGGAGACGACGCAACUGCCGGACUUGUUACAGGCAGAGAAUUCGGUUCUUGCAGUUAGGAACGAUUUGAGACGCAACGCCAAUGUCUUCGACAGGACCACGACCAUCACCCAGCCGAUAGAGACAACUGCUAAGACUGAAGAGAUACAGAAGAAUGUCAUUACGACCACGAAGGCUACAGCCAAGUCAGCUCCAACUACGACUAUUCCAUCAACUACAACUUCUACAUCUACAACUCUAACAACAACUUCUGCGCCUCCUGGUACAACUAGAGAUAUAAUUCCUACUACAACUAAGGCCACUACAACUAGGACGGUGACAACGUCGAUAUCCACAUCGAUAGAGCCUUCAACAGAGGAACCAGCGGAGAGUCCAGAACCAAGUACAGAAACAACUUCAGAACAAACCAGUGUAGUAUCGUCUUCUAUCUUAAGCUCCAGUACGACAGAGAGUAUGGUUGAGUCUACCAGUGAAGACCAAAUCCAAGCCAGUGCCGAAAUCAAUUUAGUGAAUCAAACAUCAAGCAGUGCAACUCUGCUAAAUGUUACAGUACCGGACAUGAACAAAACUGCCGAUAACAGUAUGACUGCCGAGGACAGUACUACUGUCGAUAACUAUUAUCGAAAAAACUACGUAGCUACUAAUACCGAAAAAAGUACUACAACUUCUAAAAGUACCAUUGUUGCUAACAGUACCACUGUUGCUGACAAUGCCACUGCUGCAAAUAGUACUACUGCAGACAACAGUACUUCUCCCAAUAACAGUAUUAUUCCCGAAAACAGUACUACGGUCGAUAACAGCACUAAUGUCGCAGAUAAAAACGUAACGAUUGUGACAACCCCCACGGCUUCCACGACUGACGCCGAAAGUGCUUCCACGAGUAGCAGUCAAAAUUUCUCGACAACCGAGGAAUGGAGGACAGAUGAGGAUAACAACACUAGUUAUUCUACUGAAUCUGUCGACAUGAUUAGUAGUAGCGUUUCUACUACUGACACAUCAUCAAGCAAGGAUAUUGAUGGUAGCAGUCAGAAUGGGACAACUAGUACCGCUCGGAUGCCACAGCCUACAACCAUGUCAGAAUCAGCAACCAAUGUAUCUGAAGUGACCACCGUUGUAGAGGAGGAAGUGGUACCAACGGAAGAAGCAAAGCAAACGAAUGCACCAAUAACUCCAGACGGGCUAAAAACUGAUUCAAGCGCAGUUACGGCUACACCUUAUUGGAAGAGAUAUACAUUAAUUGAUAGAAAAAGGAUAACAACAGUUGCAGAUGCCGUGACUAGUACGGAAACAGAUGAUUUGGUGCAAGCAGGGACGGCCCAAUCAAGUGUUAGUUUGGAAAAAGCAUUAAAUAUAUCUUCUGAUAUACCAUCACUAGAAGAAUUAAAAAACGAACUUCUGGCUCUUGAUAAGAUGACUACUGUGAGUUUGGACAAGUUAAGUUCCACGGUGACCGACGAAAUCACCAGUACAUCAACAGAGUCCUUUUCCUCUACAGAAGAAACUUCAACAAUGUCGUCAGAAACAGAUACAACUAGCGAUAUGACAACUAGAUUUGACAUUGUGUCAUCCAAACGAGCCGGAUUUUUAGAUCACUCUUCAAGAGCUACACUCGCAACCGAAAAAGCAACCACUACCAGUCAAAGAUCUGUUGGAACAAGUGAAACGUUGGUAACCGAUAAACGUAUUCCUGAGAAUAAGACGACUCCAUUAUUAGCUCAGAAAAGCAGUAGCAUGGCAUCGCAAAGCCAACUGGCCGAGGACGCGAUCAAUGAAGAGCUUAUGAAAGAAGAAAUACUAAGUGAUACCGUGGAAUACACUCAGCGGCAGCGAGACGUCAUCGAUAGUAGUAAAACUCCGCCGAUGCAGAGCGCCGAAUCCAACCAGGACAGUUCCAGUGAAGACAAGCUCAGUGUCAAACCAAUCAGUGCGGAGAGAGUAAAGAACGGCGGCCUCUACACUGUAAGCCCAAAUUAUAAGCCGCUGAAGAAAAUCGAAGUACAGCCACCGAAGCCUUUCGUCCGCAACCCUGACGACAACAGCUGGAGGAUCGAGGGGCUCAACUCAUUGGGCAUCGUGGUUAAAGUUAACAACAACACUUCCUCAAAGCCUUUCACUCAAGUUUUGAAAAAUAAGACGGAAUCCGAAUUGAAUCUUUUGGAGAAGUUCAACAAAGGCGAGGAGCCGGAACUCCGCGAACGACUCGAGAAGAUCGCAGAAAAGAGAAAGUCCAAGAAGAAGAAGAUCAACCAGUACGGCGAGACCGUGUACACAGACUACUCUGACUCGGGAGAGAAGAUGACCUCCGUGAGCCCCGGAUACUUCGCAGACUUGAUGACUGCCAAAGACGUUGACUUUACGACCACGACACUCCCUGAGUUGGAUUAUAACAAACAGACAACCACCCCGGCUAUAGAAAUGGACGACGAACUGGAGACUACCACAUUAAAAACCAAGAAAGUGAUCGACGAGUAUGAAUCUGACGACUCUGACGAGCCAGACUAUACUCUACCAAACAUAGACUUGAAGAAGUACAUCACGCCGGCCAAGAGCCGCGACACGCCGCCGCCCGCCCCCGCCACCUACACGCCGCCCCCCACGCUGCGCACAUUCCUGCCCGACAGGAGACCCACCAUACAGUACUUCCCUCCCAGGGAGAAACAGAAGGUCGUCGUCAACGACUACGACACGGAUUUCCAGAGGAAGAUCAACGCGUACACGUACAAAGACGUGCCGAGCCGCGUGACGCAGACGACGCCGGCGACCGCCUCGCAGCCCGCAUACCAGUUCCCGCGCAACAAGUACGAGCAGCACCGGCCCAACGACAUCGCGCGGCGCCCGCCCGACCUCGGCAAGAGCGUGUACCUCACGCAGCCGCCGGCCGGCGACCACAGCGGGUUCAACAUGGUGGACCCGGAGGUGAACCGCGCCACGUACGUCAUCAAGCACCUGCGCGACUUCCUGGACGAGGCGGUGAAGGCGGACGACGGCGCGGCCGCCACGGACGAGCCGCUGCGCGGCGUCACGGCCAACGCGCGCGUGCCGCCCGCGCCGCCCGGCGACUACUACGACUACGAGGCGCAGUUCCGCAAGGACGUGCUCGACAAGUUCGUGGAGAACUUCAACCAGAACAGCGAGCGGUUCAAGGCGGACUUCCCGGUGCUGUACAACACGUCGGUGGUGCACUCGCAGCUGGCGGCGGAGGGCCGCGGCGCCUCGUCCACGGCCUUCAUGAAGCGCCUGUACGAGGACGCGCAGGCCAUCCAGCGCGCGGGCCGGCUGCCCAAGCGCUUCGACCCGCUGUGCGAGCGCACGGUGGAGCUGUCGCCGGCCUACGAGCUGCACUACUACGUGCCCGAGGAGGAGGAGAAGGAGCAGGCCGAGCCGCGCCACCCGCCGCCGCCCUACCGCCUGCGGUUAUGAGCUGCGCUCACACGUGGCCGACGCAAGGACUGUAUUGUGUAAACAUAUUUAAUUACGCCUGAUGAUGCCUCGACAUGCAAGUGGGCCCCACUCCGGACUGAUCUACCGACAAGCUUUAUGUACUUAAAUUAUUUAUACUUACUUAGUCUAUUCGAUUUUGUAGCAUUGGAUGUACACGUCGAUACAAUUAUUCCAAAGAAUUGUAAAUUAAUUAGUUGUUACUAAAGUACUAUUGUGUAUUGAAGAUGUAAAGAUUUACAAAAUUAUUGGAAGAGUGAAAUAUGCAUGUUUUAAAAGCACGUAGUGUUUAUUCUCAGUAUAUGGGACGUCCAGACAGCUGUCCUCAAUUACCUUAGUCCUGUAGAGUCAUGUAGAGAAACUAUCUUAUAUACCAGGUAUUAUGGCCAUAGGCAGGUUGAGCAUGGCUGUUCGAAUGAUGCUUAUUAUAAAUAACGAGCGUGUGAUCAAACGUGUGACAUAUUUUAGGAAGUGUGUGUAUGUGACUGAAACAAUAAAGUGUUGUACAAACCAAA